Molecule: messenger RNA, 480 nt
Organism: Staurois parvus
Lineage: Eukaryota; Metazoa; Chordata; Amphibia; Anura; Ranidae
Source: the annotation of a GenBank genome assembly
AUAUUUUUUAAACCUUAUUCUAUUCUUUUAUUUGUUACUAAACCCAAGACCCUGCAUUCACUAUAUCCGGUCUCCCCGGACCCUGCAUUCACUAUAUCUGGUCUCCCCGGACCCUGCAUUCACUAUAUAUCUGGUCUCCCCAGACCCUGCAUUCACUAUAUCCGGUCUCCUCGGACCCUGCAUUCACUAUAUCCGGUCUCCCCGGACCCUGCAUUCACUAUAUCUGGUCUCCCCAGACCCUGCAUUCACUAUAUCUGGUCUCCCCAGACCCUGCAUUCACUAUAUCUGGUCUCCCCGGACCCUGCAUUCACUAUAUCUGGUCUCCCCGGACCCUGCAUUCACUAUAUCUGGUCUCCCCGGACCCUGCAUUCACUAUAUCUGGUCUCCCCAGACCCUGCAUUCACUAUAUCUGGUCUCCCCGGACCCUGCAUUCACUAUAUCUGGUCUCCCCGGACCCUGCAUUCACUAUAUCUGGUCUCC